Messenger RNA from Diceros bicornis minor, 6988 nucleotides. RefSeq names its product cut like homeobox 2 (gene CUX2). The record is from RefSeq and is a predicted model, not a curated record. NCBI's taxonomy places the organism in Eukaryota, Metazoa, Chordata, Mammalia, Perissodactyla, Rhinocerotidae. Gene Ontology annotation, molecular function: DNA-binding transcription factor activity, RNA polymerase II-specific; DNA binding. Gene Ontology annotation, biological process: regulation of DNA-templated transcription.
CCCCUCCCCUCCCACCCCAUCCCCGGCCGCCUCCCCCGGGCGGGCGCCGAGCUCCCCGCCCGGCGCGCUCCGCCCGCGCCCUCCGGGGGUCGGGGGGGCGCACGGCUCCCGGGCCCGGCGGCGGCGGCGCGGCGGCGCCGAGGGGCAGCGGGUGGCAGGAGGCCGGGGGCGCCCGAGGGGCCCCGGGCGGCGGCGCGCAGGGCCCGGGCGGCCGGCGACGGCCCCGGGGCUAGGGGGAGUCCAGCCCGGAUAUUGAGUGCAGCCAUUGAGAAAAGCCAAACUCUUGUGUGUGUGCGUCUGGAAUAGCCCCCAAGAUGGCCGCCAAUGUGGGAUCGAUGUUUCAAUAUUGGAAGCGAUUUGAUCUACGGCGACUCCAGAAGGAGCUUAAUUCCGUCGCUUCCGAGCUGUCUGCACGGCAGGAGGAGAGUGAACAUUCUCAUAAACAUUUAAUUGAACUCCGCCGGGAAUUUAAGAAAAAUGUACCUGAGGAAAUCAGAGAGAUGGUGGCUCCUGUAUUAAAAAGCUUCCAAGCUGAGGUGGUGGCCCUUAGUAAGCGAAGUCAGGAGGCCGAGGCCGCUUUCCUGAGUGUUUACAAGCAAUUAAUUGAAGCACCAGACCCCGUGCCUGUGUUUGAGGCGGCGCGUAGCCUAGACGACAGACUGCAGCCCCCCAGCUUCGACCCCAGCGGGCAGCCGCGGCGAGACCUCCACGCCUCGUGGAAGAGGCACCCCGAGCUCCUCGGCCCCAAAGAGCAGAGAGAGGGGACGUCUCCGGCCGGGCCCACGCUGACCGAGGGGAGCCGCCUCCCGGGUGUUCCCAGCAAGGCCCUCCUGACAGAAACUUUGCUGCAGAGAAAUGAGGCAGAGAAACAAAAGGGCCUUCAAGAAGUACAGAUCACUUUGGCAGCCAGACUGGGGGAGGCCGAGGAGAAGAUCAAGGUCCUACAUUCUGCGUUAAAGGCCACGCAGACGGAGCUGCUGGAGCUGCGGCGGAAGUACGAUGAGGCGGCGGCGUCCAAGGCAGAUGAAGUCGGGCUGAUCAUGACCAACCUGGAGAAAGCUAACCAGCGAGCUGAGGCUGCGCAACGGGAGGUGGAAAGCCUUCGGGAACAACUCGCCUCUGUCAACAGCUCCAUCCGCCUGGCCUGCUGCUCCCCGCAGGGACCCGGUGGGGAUAAGGUGAACUUUGCCCUGUGCUCGGGCCCUCGGCUGGAGGCUGCCCUGGCCUCCAAGGAUCGGGAGAUCCUGCGGCUGUUGAAGGACGUGCAGCAUCUCCAGAGCUCUCUGCAGGAGCUGGAGGAGACCUCUGCCAACCAGAUCGCAGACCUGGAGCGCCAGCUCAGCGCCAAGUCCGAGGCCAUCGAGAAGCUGGAAGAGAAGCUCCAGGCACAGUCUGACUAUGAAGAAAUUAAAACAGAGCUGAGCAUCCUGAAAGCCAUGAAGCUGGCCUCCAGCGCCUGCAGCCUCCCCCAGGGCAUGGCCAAGCCCGAAGACUCCCUGCUGCUGGCGAAGGAGGCCUUCUUCCCCGGGCAGAAGUUCCUUCUGGAAAAGCCCGGUCUUUUGGCUGGCCCUGAGGAGGACCCUUCGGAGGACGACUCCCUCAAGGACUCGCUGGGCAUGGAGCCGUCCUACCCGUCCCCCCCGCAGCUCCCGCCGCCGCCGGGCCCCGAGGACCCGCUGUCCCCCGGCCCCGGGCAGCCCCUGCUGGGCCCCAGCCUGGGCCCCGACGGCCCUCGGACUUUCUCGCUGUCCCCCUUCCCCGGCCUGGCCGCGGGGGGAGAGACUGGGGGGGACGUGCUGCUGCCCAAGCACGUGAUGCCCCCGGCCGCCUUCAAGGGGGAGGCGGGCGGCCUGCUGGUGUUCCCCCCGGCCUUCUACGGCGCCAAGCCCCCCACGGCCCCGGCCACCCCCGCGCCCGGCGCCGAGCCGCCCGGGGGCCCCGAGCCGGGGGCCGGGGGCGCGGCGGGGGCGGAGGAGGAGCAGCUGGACACGGCGGGGAUCGCCCUGCAGGUGAAGGAGCAGCUGCUGAAACACAACAUCGGGCAGCGCGUGUUCGGCCACUACGUGCUGGGGCUGUCGCAGGGCUCGGUCAGCGAGAUCCUGGCCCGGCCCAAGCCGUGGCGCAAGCUCACGGUCAAGGGCAAGGAGCCCUUCCUCAAGAUGAGGCAGUUCCUGUCGGACGAGCAGAACGUGCUGGCUCUCAGGACCAUCCAGGUGCGGCAGCGAGGCAGCAUCACCCCAAGAAUCCGCACACCGGAGACGGGCUCAGACGACGCCAUCAAGAGCAUCCUGGAACAGGCCAAGAAGGAGAUCGAGUCUCAGAAGGGGGGUGAGCCCAAGAACUCGACGGCCCCAUUGAGCAUCACCAACGGCACAGCCCCCGCCAGCGCCUCGGAAGAUGCCAUCAAGAACAUUCUGGAGCAAGCGCGCCGCGAGAUGCAGGCGCAGCAGCAGGCCCUGCUGGAGAUGGAGGGGGGCCCCCGGGGCCGCUCGGUGCCGCCCUCGCCCCCAGAGCGGCCGUCGCUGGCCGCCGUGGGCCAGAACGGGCCCCCGACCUUCGUGAAGCAGGAGGACGGCGCUGGCGGCGGGGGCACCAGCAGCAGCGCCACGCAGACGCCCCUCACGGUGCUGUCCCCCGCCGCCUUCGUGCAGAGCAUCAUCCGCAAGGUCAAGUCGGAGAUCGGGGACGCCGGCUACUUCGACCACCACUGGGCCUCGGACCGCGGGCUCCUCGGCCGGCCCCACGCCUCCGUGUCGCCCUCGCUCUCGUCCUCGUCCUCCGGCCACUCCGGCCAGCCCGGCGGGCGCGCCUGGCCCCGCGCCGACGAGGCCCCCGCGGGCCCCGAGGACGACGGGGCGGCGGCGGAGGACGAGCCCCCCCGGGCGGGCGAGCUCAAGGCCGAGGGGGGCCCCGAGGCGGGCGCGGGGCGGCUGGCCUGCUACCCGGCCUACGUGGCGCGCACGCCCAGGCCCACCGUGCCGCCGCUGACCCCCGAGCAGUACGAGCUCUACAUGUACCGCGAGGUGGACACGCUCGAGCUGACGCGCCAGGUCAAGGAGAAGCUCGCCAAGAACGGCAUCUGCCAGCGCGUCUUCGGGGAGAAGGUGCUGGGCCUGUCGCAGGGCAGUGUGAGCGACAUGCUGUCGCGGCCGAAGCCGUGGAACAAGCUGACGCAGAAGGGGCGGGAGCCCUUCAUCCGCAUGCAGCUGUGGCUCUCGGACCAGCUCGGCCAGGCCGUCGGCCAGCCGCCCAGCGCCUCCCAGGCCAGUCCCACGGAACCGAGGUCCUCGCCAUCCCCACCCCCUAGCCCCACGGAGCCCGAGAAGAGCUCCCAGGAGCCCCUGAGCCUGUCACUGGAGAGCAGCAAGGAGAACCAGCAGCCAGAGGGACGCUCCAGCUCCUCGCUGGGUGGGAAGAUGUGCUCGGGCAGCCAGGCCUCCGGGGGCAUCCAGGAGAUUGUGGCCAUGUCCCCAGAGCUGGACACGUACUCCAUCACCAAGAGGGUCAAAGAGGUCCUCACAGACAACAACCUAGGACAGCGGCUAUUCGGGGAGAGCAUCCUGGGGCUGACGCAGGGCUCCGUGUCUGACCUGCUGUCCCGGCCCAAACCCUGGCACAAGCUGAGCCUGAAGGGGCGGGAGCCCUUUGUGCGAAUGCAGCUGUGGCUCAGCGACCCCCACAGCGUGGAGAAGCUGAGGGACGUGAAGCAGCUGGAGAAGAAAGCCUACCUAAAGCGCAGAUACGGCCUCAUCAGCACCGGCUCCGACAGCGAGUCCCCGGCCACUCGCUCCGAGUGCGCGAGCCCCUGCCUGCAGCCCCAGGACCUGAGCCUCCUGCAGAUCAAGAAGCCCCGCGUGGUGCUGGCGCCCGAGGAGAAGGAGGCGCUGCGGAAGGCCUACCAGCUGGAGCCCUACCCCUCGCAGCAGACCAUCGAGCUCCUCUCCUUCCAGCUCAACCUCAAGACCAACACCGUCAUCAACUGGUUCCACAACUACAGGUCCCGGAUGCGCAGGGAGAUGUUGGUGGAGGGGACCCAAGACGAACCAGACCUCGAACCCACUGGGGCUUCUGGUGUCCUGCCGCCACACCACUCCCACCAAGACCCUACACUGCAGAGCCCCGACUCCGAGGCUGAGGACCAGAAGCCUACCGUGAAGGAACUGGAGCUUCAGGAGGGCCCCAAGGACAGCGUCACAGCCCUGACCACCCAGGACAAGGGGCAAGUGAGGAUCAAGCAGGAACAGACAGAGGAGGAUGCUGAGGAGGAGGCGGGCAGCCAGCUCCAGGACGCAGGGGAGCUGGACAAAGGCCAAGGUUCCCCCAGAGAGGGGCAUCCCAACCCUCCGGGUAAUGACAGACUCCCAAAUGUGGCCCCAGGGCUCCUUUUUCCAGGUGGGACCACCCCAGACUGCCCCUCACUGCAGCCCCACCAAGAGAGUGAAGGUGGGGAGCGGCUAUACCCGGACCCUCUAAGUUUUAAGUCAGCCUCGGAGUCCUCACGCUGCAGCCUGGAGGUGUCACUGAACUCGCCCUCGGCCGCCUCCUCGCCGGGCCUCAUGAUGUCCGUGUCACCCGUCCCCUCCUCCUCAGCCCCCAUCUCCCCAUCCCCACCCAGUGGCCCCCCUUCCAAAGUGCCGAGCACCAGCCCCACUGCUGACACGGCUGGGGCCUUGCACCCCAGCGCCAAGGUGAACCCCAACUUGCAGCGGCGGCAUGAGAAGAUGGCCAACUUGAACAGCAUCAUCUACCGGCUAGAGAGGGCAGCCAACCGGGAGGAGGCCCUGGAGUGGGAGUUCUGAAGGUGGGGGUGGGGGGCAGACCCAGGUGGCCACCUUCCCUCCCUCACUCACUCUCCCAGACAGGGCGGGGUAAGGGAGAGAGGAACUCAGCCGUCCAAAUGUGGACAGCAAUGUUAUGCCGUUUACGUUUUUUGUUGUAAUCCUAGUUUGAUGAAGUUGUGAGCGAGUGGGUGGGGCAGGUGCCACGGCCUCCUCUUUUUGGCACCUACCCCCCAGGGGGCACCCUCUCCCCCCCCCCGACCCCGGCCUCUCUGCAGGAGGCGGAAGCAAAGUGGCUUCACAUUUUCACCUGGAAACUCUGAACUCUUUUAGAAAAAUAAAUAAAUAUUUAUAGACUUCUUUUAGAUAUUUUAAUAAAGGAUCCUUUGGAAUUUAUUCCCAGCUGAUGCUGUUUUGAUAUUACAGAGAGUUAUAAAAUCAGGAUGCUGCCACAACUGUUGCGAAGUAUACACUGAAGUUGUGUCGUUUUUGCCACUAGAUGAGAUUAAAAGAAGACAAUUGUUCAAAGCCAUCACGAAACACUAUGAGACUGACCAAAAUUGAGAUAACCCUCGAACCGCGGUUUUUUCCACAUCUGUCUGUGAGACACAGCGCGUUGCUAUUGUCCUUCCAGACACCAAGCUGGAAAGAGAAAGUCCAGAAGACUCUAAAUGCAAACCUCAAUGCCGUUGAGGACGUGUUCCACUCUGGUGGUCUGUUUUGCAACCUGGACAACGCAGAGUGUCCCGUGCUGUUGUAGGUGUUGUAGAGGUGUGGGCUGUGGCCGACCGCCCUACCUGACGUGGUCCAGAACAAACUGGUUACACUACCUCUGGUCAGAAGCCUGUGCACAUCGAUCUCGUCCAUCUGUAGACAAGAUGUGUUUCCGGAUCCUUUGGAAAGCCAGGCACGGAGGCAGGUGACUAGAGGAGGGGCACUUGAGCCAGAGUCACCCCAUUCCCCAGCCUGAAUCGUGGCCACAGCACAGGAAGCUUCCCCACCAGCUUUCCAGAGCAAGACUGUGGCUGCCAUCCUCCCUCCUUGUGUUUUAAGAAAAUAUCAGUGUUGAUCAUCCCACAAGCACCCAACGCCAAGAAGGAGAUUCAUGCAACUAGAGAGGCCAACUCCCCUCCUCGCUGUCUUCUCUCUCAAGUUGGCCCUGCUGCUGUUUCUGGAAGGCACCUGCAGCUCCAGGUCCAUGCAGAACCAAGCGAGAAGGUUGAGUGCGCCGCAGCAUGACCACCAUAUCCCAGUCUCCAAGGCCUCCCACCUGCCUCCCAACGCAUGACCUUUUGGGCAGCAAGGACUCAACCCCCCAGCUCAGAGAAGCCCUUCCUCUGGCGUCUUCGUCAUCUUGGUUUCUGGGGGAGAGUUCUCAGUUUGGAUGGAACAGCCACCAUAUUGGUUGUUGAAUCUCUGUCUCCUGGUUUGAUGUCUUCUCCUUUUGCAAACUCUGUGGGAAGGCUGAAUUUGGUGACUCCCCAGCUGAAUCUAGAAUGACAAGGAAAAGGUGGCCAUAUUCGGUGCCAAUCCAGUGCAGGGGAGAGAUGGCGGACGGGGGUUUCAAGGAUGCAAUCCAGCAACCCAGUGACCAGAAAGGGACAGCGGAGGGCUGUUCCAGAAUCUCAACUCGCGUGCACCCAGCCCAGGCUGCAGUCUCCAUGCCAGUCGGUGAAGAACGCAAACCUGCAGAAGAGCUCCUUUUCCGUACACCCAGGCUACGCAUCGAAGAGUUUUCCACUGUAUACAUUUUUAUCCAGAUGAAGGUAUUUUUAUAUUUUGACAAUAGGAAACAGUGACCAAUUUUCAGAGUAAUCAGAUCUGGAACAAACAAAACAUCUCCUUUUAACCACCACCGCCCUAUCUCAGCGAAGACAACCAUGGGGGAACACACCACUUUUUGCUGUUGAAACCCACACCGCAGUGGACUCCAGGCACACACGCAGACUAUGACUCUUAGAGACCUAGAUCUGGCUUUUGUGUAACGGGAUUCGAAUAAGCACUUAGCAUAGUCUUUUGAACACGGAAAUCCUGUUGUACCUAAAGCUGGCAGACCCGUGAACAACUUUGUCAGGCUCACGUCCUAUGACGGUCAGAACAAAACAAAAACUCACAAAACCAUUUCUAUGAGAGAUUGAUGAACUUUGUUUAAAAUUUAAAAAAAAAAAAGGAACACGUUCUGUAAACGCGUCGCUCAAUACAGAAUUGUA